GUCGUGUUGUAAGCUAACGACUAUUAAACUUAAAGAUAUAAAUACUUUAACUCCUACUGUAAAAGUAGCCCACUGGGCUACCAAUAAAAAUAUUUGGUAGCCCAUAAAAUUUUCCUACAAAAUGAUAAGAGAUAAAACAAAAUCUCUAACUGACACAUAGAAGCUGAUGUCGAUUCCAAAUACUCGCCCAGGUAAUCCAGAUCGGGGUUGGAAUGACCCGCCCAUGUUCAACUAUGCUGCUGGUACGGCCCCUGUCAGGCCCAGGCACGCCUUGAACAAGCGAGUGGCAUUCCCUAUGUCUAGUAACCCCAGCACAACACCUGGACAUGCAGUUCUCAGUCCAAGCCAGGGACCUCCUAUCAUGAAUCCCGUGCUACCAGCGGACCUUCAAGGCCCUCCACAAGUGCCACCGCCACCAUUGGUCCCUAUUGGUCCACGUGACACGCCCCUAGGGAACCAGGCCCCUCCUGUCAGCAGCGUCCAGCUCCUGCCCCCCACAACUGACCUGUCCACCCCUGAGCCAGUUCCCAUUCUCGUGGCUGCUCUGGUUCCCAGCAGUCCAACAUACGUGGACCCUCAGAGUGAUGAAGUUGUUUCGGCCCCGCACUUAGACAAGGAAGGAUUGGAUGAACUCAUGUCCAGGCUUUCUCUUAAGUCUGAUGAGGGUCUUCUUGAUUACACACUGGACAAGUUUCAAGCAGUUCUAAACAAGUUCAGUAAUAUUUUAACGAAAAAGGUCAUUGAUGAUAUCAGUAAAAAGCUUGAACUUCUUGGAGAACGGUGGAGAAAGGCAUCCCUGUCUGAACAAGUACGAGUCAGGACAGUCCAGCUAGCUAUAGCCCUCCAUGAUGGUGAGACGGAGAAAGCAAGCCAUUUACAACUUGCUUUGGUGGUGGAUCAUAUUGCUGAGGUGAACCAGUGGAUAAUGGGUGUGAAACGUUUGAUACAACAGCAGCAGCUGUCAGAGAAGGAGAUAGAGAUAAUAUCAGAAAACCGCCAGUCAUCAGAAAGAGCACAGACUGAACAAUCUGAGACGACAGAUUCUACAAAUAUUUUCCAAGAGUUCAAUUCUGCCAGUGAAAAUUUAGAGACUAAGACAAAUGAACUGUCUACUGAUGCAGUGUCUGAGACAAAUGAACAUAGUGCUGAUGUUGGUGACAAAAAUACUCAUGAACAGAAGUCUGCUGAAAACGAGUCAGAUGCUAAAGAUGCCUCUAACAAUGAUGAAAACCAAGAACCUGAUAGAACAUAAAUGAUUACUGCUUUUAUCUGUUAAACCUGAACCAUGUUUUGCUGGUUUUUCCUUUCCCCUCUUGUGCAAUAGCUCAAUGAUUACGAUGAUUGAGACUUCAUAUUAGAAUCAGUGUUUUUAUGCCCCCCGGAUCAAAUGAUUGGGGCUAUAUUGUUUUUGGCCUGUCUGUCAUUGUAUGUGUGUGUGUGUGUGUCCCAAAACUUUAACCUUGGUCAUAACUUUUGCAAUAUUGAAGAUAGCAACUUGAUAUUUGGCAUGCAUGUGUAUCUCAUGGAGCUGCACAUUUUGAGUGGUGAAAGGUCAAGUUCAAGGUUAUCCUUGAAGGUCAAAGGUCAAUUUUUUUUUUCAAAAACUUUAACCAAAACUUUCACCUUCUUCAUAACUUUUGCAAUAUUGAACGUAGCAACUUGAUAUUUGGCAUACACGUGUAUCUCAUGGAGCUGCACAUUUUGAGUGGUGAAAGGACAAGGUCAAGGUCAUCCUUCAAGGUCAAAGGUAAAAAUAAAAGUCAAAGAGGCGCAUUAGGGGGCAUUGUGUUUCUGACAAACAAAUCUCUUGUUGUUAUGUGCUUGUAGAAUGAAUAAGAUUUUUAAGGCUUGUGUUUUUAGAUUAUUCAAUUAUGAAACAGAUAUAAUUGGUAACCUUAACCUUCAUAUUAACUGAAUAGUAAGCAUUAUCUUUGAAGAUCUUUUAUUCAUAUAAUAUAUUGAAUUAUGUGUUAAUGUUUUAUUUUGUGCUAAUGAAUCACAUACAUACACAAUAUGGUCAGGUGGAUAUAUGGUACUGGAUAUGUACUGUACAUUGGUUUGUCAGAAUGUAAUAUUACUUGAUAAUAAUAUACACAUGGCACAAAAAGCAUGGUGUUUUUUACAUGUGUAAAUGGUGCACUUAAAAUAAAAGUAGUUAUGUAAGUGCGGUUGUUUUUGUUUUUUGUUAAUGAUGGCAAGUGACAUGUCAGGGGAUAAUGCUUUUAAGGGUAAUAUUGCAAUUGCAUGUGGGUAUUAAUGUUGUUUAUCUGAUAAAAUGGGCUUCUUAUUGGAUUUUCAUCUAAUGGUAUAUAGCUUAUUGUGAUAACAUGCAUUUACGAUGUAUAAGGGCUGUUUUCUGUGAAAAGGUGGUUUAAUGUAAGUGCAUAAAGUGUUGUCCCAGAUUAGCCUGUGCAGUCUGUGCAGGCUUAUCAGGGAUGACACUUUGUGCUUUUAUGUUUGUUUUUUCGUUUUCUCAAAGUCUCUUCUUAUAAAAGAUCCAGUUUAGUCUGUGCAGACUGCACAGGCUUAUUAGGGAGGACACUUUACCACACAUGCAUUAAACCCCCUUUUCACAGAGCAUGGCCCAUAUCAUUAUUAUUAGAAAUGUUUUAUUUGUACUAGUCAGUCUAAAAAAUUGUAGGAUUUAUUAUUAGAAAUUAUAUUAUCAUUUGGCAGUAUCUAUAUAACAUGUUUAUUUAUUUAUUUCAUUUUUCUGCAGAUAUUAAGGCUUCUUAGUUUGCAAAUAUUUAGGCUACUUAGUUUUAAUAUAAGAACUGUAAGAUAUCUUAUUAGUAGAAAUUAACAAUGUAUACAUGUAUAUUCUGCUGUCUGGCAAAACCGGGCUUAAUAAAUGUGCAUAAAGUGUUACCGGUAUUCGCAGAUAAGCCUGUGCAGUCUGUGCAGGCUAAUGAGGGACGACACUUUGCUUUCAUGGAUUUGUUUAAAGAAAGUCUUCUUUGUUUAAACAGUGUAAAUGGAAAGUGUUGUCCCUGAUAAGCCUGCUCUGACAGCACAGGAUAAUCAGAUAUUACUCUUGAAACAACACUAACGCUAAUGCACAGCAUUCAGUCCGGUUUUCACAGAGAUGAAAGGCUAAAAUGAAUUAUCUUUUUAAAUAAGUUCAUGGCACACAAAAAGUGACACAACAUAAAUUAUUAUGUUACAGUUUAAUCAAUACCUUGUUUUAUUCAGACAUGAGCUUGUUGCAUUUAAUGAAUUGUGAUUGACAUAAGCUACCAAUACAUCUGUGCAUGUUGUUGAAUUUUGUUCUAACAAUAUUAAGUAUAACAAUAACAAAUUAUUUUGCAGUCAGAUACUGGCGCAUGUGGAUUUAAAAAUAUGAUUCGUUUUUGCUAUUGUUUAUGCAUCACAUGUAAUGACUUAUGUAAUUUUAUUAUGAUAUUUCUACUACUGGCAAGUAAAUUAUAAUAAAACCAUAUAACUGAACAGCUGCCUUAUUCUCUUCAAAUGUUGCACAAGUGUUUUUGUUGUAGUUGUGAUACUUUUCAACUUCUUUGGUGGCAACUGACUUGUCAUGUAUGUCAUAUUAGUUAUGUCCUUAAAUACAACUUUUCUAACAAUUAUACUUAGUAAUUCAAUUAAACAGGGCACAUGGGAAACUAAGUCGGUCAAAAGCUAUUCAUAGCUUAUGUUUAUAAUGUUUGUAUAUUAUACCGACAAUAAAUAAAUAUUGAUUUGAAUUUAAAUUAAUACUUUCAUCAUAUAAUAUUGAUAAUGCGUUCUUUCGUUAUAUAAUAUUAAAAAUGUGCUUAGCUUCUUAAAUAAAUGCCUGGUAAUAUUUGGCAUUUGUCUAAUUUUUUAAACUGAAAAUAUAUGCAUGUUAAACCUUCCAAACACCAAACAUGUAUUUCAAUUAAAUGUAAUCUGUUGUUUAACUGAAUAAAAUAUUAACAUUUU
Molecule: messenger RNA, 3918 nt
Organism: Dreissena polymorpha
Lineage: Eukaryota; Metazoa; Mollusca; Bivalvia; Myida; Dreissenidae
Product: steroid receptor RNA activator 1-like
Exons: 8
Coding region: 167-1252 (361 amino acids)
Biological process (GO): regulation of transcription by RNA polymerase II
Cellular component (GO): nucleus
Source: RefSeq, a predicted model, not a curated record